Molecule: messenger RNA, 5299 nt
Organism: Macrobrachium nipponense
Lineage: Eukaryota; Metazoa; Arthropoda; Malacostraca; Decapoda; Palaemonidae
Gene: unc-13-4A
Product: BAI1-associated protein 3-like
Exons: 29
Coding region: 1-3747 (1248 amino acids)
Cellular component (GO): secretory vesicle
Source: RefSeq, a predicted model, not a curated record
AUGAAGUCCAAUACUGGUUACAAACUCACCAUGCACAGGGUGAGCGAACAGGAUGGCGGUUGGCUCGAGCAGUUCACUAGUCUAGGCUGGAGGCACAGCGAGACCCUGAGAACCCUGAAGGCGUCCGGUCGCCAGGGUUCCAGGGAUGUGGCUCCUGAAGUGCUCGCCUCCAUCAGGAGGAACGAAAUACGUCUCUCCAAACGAGAGAUGGAGGCAUUAUACGUGGAGGUUUUGUACACAGUUUUCCAUAAAGUUGGGGCGCAGUUACACACAGACAAGAAAGACAUCACCGAGGACCUCCCAAGAUACGCCCAAAAUGCUUUCCACAUCGACAUGCAGGAUCACCUGAGGCUGCAGGCCGUCGCUCAGGAAGAAAAGCCUCCAAUCCUCGUGCUGAAUCUGGUGGUGGUCGAAGCGGAGAACCUCGAAGCCAAAGAUCCAAAUGGUUUCAGCGACCCUUAUUGUAUGCUGGGGAUCCAGCCAGCUGUACAGAGCGGAGGUAUUCCAGGGUCUCCAAGGGACAUAUAUACCCUUGCCCAAGGUUCACCUCCUCCCGAUUCGCCGAGAGUUAGGGCGCAAGUGAGUCUGGGAUCAAGGAGUUCCGUGGAGACAGAGAGCGAGAAUGACCUCGAGCGGAGCAGCAGCUGUGAGAGCCCUAAGGGCUUUUCCAAGGAGAGUCUCCGUAAACAUCACAGCAUGGCAAGAUUGAAUUUGGAUUGUCUAAAGACGCCCGACGCGAAGCUCGAUAGUCCCCGAGAAAAGUUAAAGAAGAGACCCAGCUUUCGGUUGAGUUUCAAGCGGAAGCCAGCGGAAUCCAAGAAGGAGCGCAUGGAACACAGGGACUCUCUCAGCAACGCCAUUCCCGCCAAAAUCAUUCGCGCCACGUCUGUCAAGCCUCACACUCUCAACCCGAGAUGGAGCGAGAAGUUCAGAUUAGACAUCGACGACAUCAACUACGACAUCUUGCAUCUAGAUAUUUGGGACCAUGACGACGAGUCGAGCGUGUUCGACGUCGUGAGCAAACUGAACGAGGUCAAAGGGGUGAAGGGGCUGGGUCGCUUCUUCAAACAGAUUGCCCAGUCCGCCCGCCAGGGAGGAGGACAAGACGAUUUCCUCGGGUGCGUCAACAUUCCUCUUCAGGACAUUCCGAGCACCGGGGUGGACAAGUGGUACCCUCUGGAAGGCCGUUCGCACCGAUCCAAUAUCCAAGGACAAAUUCACCUGAAAAUGUGGCUCUCCACCAGAGAAGACAGAGGAACAUCAGAGGAGGAAUCGUGGGCCGAGGUGCGCCAGCAUGACCAGAUCAUCACAAUAUUUCUGCUGCACGAACUCUCAAAGUACAAGGAUGACACUACCUCGUGGGACGGAGAGCUGAGCGCCGCUGCCGAGACCAUACUUCACCAGCACGCCAUUCAGGGGGACCUCACCCCCCUGCAGCAGGCGAUGUGCCGUUGGACAGCCGCCGCCCGCACGCACGCCACCAAGACCUUGGACCAUAGGGUCUUGCAUCGCAUUCUCAUGUCGCUGCAUGACCUUUGGGACUCCGAAAGUCUUAGCAAGGAGGAGGAGGAGAUGUUAGGAGAGUCGUAUACGGCUUUCUUGGAGUUCGGCCUGAUGGAGAUACAACGACACAGGGAGUUCUACCCCACUCCCUCAAAGACCCACGCUAUUCGUCUUGAAGCUCUCAUGAAGUGCCUGUCCUUAUUAGCCGAGAGUCGGUCAUACUGGAAGGUCUGUCCGUUCCACAAGGAGGUCCGAGGGGAGGUCGUUGCCGCCGUGAAGAAAGGCGCCAUUGAAUGGUACGCCCAAGCCACUCUGAGGUACGAUCGUCAUAGAGAAGCGAGCAUAUCCACGGGAGGAGAUGUCGCCCUCGAAUCCCUGGCGCGACUGGCUCUCCACCUCACCCUCGACCUUCAAGCGGGACUCGACUAUUACGACCAUGCCUUCUCAUCAACAUCGCUCAAAAUCCCUUACAUCGCUCUGAACUACAAAAUCUUCGAAAAACUCCUGUCGGAAGACACCCUCAAAGUGUUAACCAUAAUACAGAUGGACGAGGACAUUGAAAACGAAGUGUGGCAGAUGUGCUCGGUGCUGAGGGACCUGGAGCUGAACAAGGAAUCCCCCCACUACUUCCCCCACUGUUCGACGGCGCCCUUCUUGCUCUACCUCGCUCUGGCUGAAUUCUCUAGAUUCCAGGAACAUGUCCCAAAUUCAGAGAGACGUACUCUACUUCUUGGAACAGUGUGGGGUCAUUUUCUUCCCUCGGUAACUAAAUGGGUUGAUGUUACGUGUUACAGAAUGCUUUGUAGGAUUCGAGCUGCUAUCCUUACUGAUAGAGUUGCUAAUACAGGAGAACCCGUCCAGUACACAACAUCAGCGGUUGACACCACAUCAUGUUUCUACCACGUAAAGACAUUUUGGAGGCAUUUGGCAUGGCCUGACCCAUGUUCUUCGUACACUUUGGUUGUUAAGAUGAUUGAGUCGAUGUCAGGCACAGCAGACUACUAUGUGUUCCUCCUGCAACAGCGUCUACAUACCCUAGCAACAGAUACAGAAGAGGAAGAAAGGGCCCAGCAGCUGUGCAUAACCGUCAAUAACAUGGAGCAUGUCAGGAACUCACUCACCUUACUGCAAGAGGAGUUACAGUUUGAGCAACUUGGCCAGAUUCUGGACGCUCAAGACCCUCGUGCUGGUACUACCUACAGUGAUCACCUAACUGGACUUCUCUUAGCAGCUCUCGGCAACCUAGACUCAAAGAUAGCAGAGUCCCUUUCUCCAGUUUCCGAAAAGCUUCGUCAAGAACUUCAGAAGGAUGUUUUUCAUCUGGCAUGGUCACCAGAUUCUUUGCCAGCAGAAGAGGCUGUACGUCCCCUUUUAGAGCGCCUUUAUGCUUCUUUAUCAAUGUAUUCAGCAGCAUUGCUCAAAAAUAAUCUUGAUCGACUAUUACAUCUACUUUGGUUGGGUGUGCUUGGUGCCCUCCAUCAACAAAUUGGCAAGGACACUGAGGAAAAACAAGAGGCCUUUUUUGUUCGUUUGUAUGAUGCUUUGGGUUUACUAAGGGGAUUUUUCCAUGCUCAUGGACGGGGACUAGAUAGUACCACACUCAUGGGAGAGGAGUACUCUGCUCUAGAAAGACAAUUAAGGCUACACAAGACUUCAACUGAGGCUCUAAUUGAAGCUUAUCAUUUAGAACGACUAGUGGUACAAGAGAGGACAGAGGCUUCAGAAUAUGGAGCAUUGUUUGUUAGAGUGUAUUUCAACCAUGACUCACUCUGUGUUGAAGUUCUUCAAGCAAGAAAUAUCAUUCCAUUAGACCCUAACGGUUUCAGCGAUCCAUUUGUGGUGAUAGAACUAUUACCUAAGCGGCUUUUUCCUGGAUCAGCUCCACAGCAAACUAACGUCCACAAAAAGACCCUUCACCCACUUUUUGACGAAUGUUUUGAGUUCCCUGCAACCUUGGAAAGUUGCCAGUCAGAGGGUGCCAUGAUCCUUUUUACUCUGAUGGAUCAUGACGUCAUCACUUGCAAUGACUUCGGAGGAGAAGCCUUUCUUUCUCUCAACACCAUACCAGGAGUUGUUCCUUCUUCAGCUUCAGUUGAUAAUUUCCAUGGACUUAAACCCAUCGAGCUCAACCUUAUGUUCCAAAAGGAUCCAGAUAAUAUCAUGCUAAAGGUCCUGGAAACAAGAACCAACGACAAGAUGGCCAUGGAAUUUGUCAAGAAACAAAAAGAAAGAAUAGCCUCCUAGGAUUUCAGUAAACCUCCCCUUUUGUGUGUGAGUGUGUAUGUGCAUACUGUAUGUGUAUUCUAUACAUCUACUUGAGCUCCUCUUGAGCUUUUAUUUUUAUAUAAGACUUAAUAUGUUUAUUAACUUCUCACGAGACAUUUAUGUGAAAAUUUAAUUGUAUGUGACAGGACCACGAAGUUUUACCUGAUUUGUCAUCAAUGACAUAAGUGGCUUACAUGCACUGGUUUGUUGUUUGGUAAGUGGAUAGAAAAAUAGUUUUAUUAAUUUAGUUUCAGGAUGUUUUUAUAGUAAUAUAUUGCAUUUCCGUGAAAGAAAUGCAAAUAUAACCUCCUGAAUACUACAGUGUAUUUUCAUGAUACAAGUAUAUAUGUAUUAUAUUUUAUAUAAUUUGAAAAUUGACUGCAUGGUAAUGAACACACUUGUACAUUUAAAUUAUAAAAAGUAGUGUAAUAUAAUUCAUAUUAAAAAUUGUCUGUUAAAAUUUCCAAAUUCUAAAACUUAUUGUGAAAUCAUACACUAUGAAGCAAAAUCUAAAAAUUUUAAAAAUAAUAUAACCUUUUCUGUUUCACAUUCUCAGCAUCUCUCAUAUUGGUAUGAAGCUCUUUUUCCAUAAUGAAACAUUGUGCUCUUAACAAGAUUGUUUCACCCACAGAUAUAAACUUGUCUAUUGAAGGCAUCCCUUUAAAUAUACAAAAUGAAAUCCCAAAGCUUUUCCAAAAGGACAUCAAAGAUUAAAAAAUAAUAAUGAAGCACCUGCUUGUCUAUAAUAGAAGAAAACUUAUCUACAUUAUACAGUAAUCACAGAAUGGCUUUUCUCCUUUAUUACUCAGUGUUAUUUGUUCAAUUAUGUACAAGGAGGUUUUUACAGAGUAGAUAUACAAAAUGUCAUAGAAUGCUUUGUAAAUCCUGUAAGGCUUCAGAGUGCCUCUUAGAGGAUCUCUCAUAUCAAGUGGCAUGAUGAUAAGUUAUAAAAACAGUAAGACCAGUCCACAAGAUUAUUUUGUUUGAGAUCUGACUUUUUUUAUACUCCAAUGCAUAAUUCAGAUGUUCCUGAAAAAGAGUUUGUUCACCGUCUCUGCUGAGGGUUUCAUAGGACAUUGGGAAAACGUGGACUGAUAUAGACCAUAGUCCAUUAAAUUAACUGAAGCUCAUAUAUCUAUAAAAAUUGGGAUCUCCAAAUCUCCCAAUGUCCCUUGUACUAACGGCCUCAGUUUUGGGGUGUCUCCCACAAGACCAAUGGCAUAUACAAGUCAUCCGUGGCCUUUUUUGUUGAUCUGGUUUCCAAAAAUUUCACCAAUCUCUUGGUCCCUUUGAGUGACCUGCUUGAGGAGCCUUUGCAUUUAAACUUCCAGAGUUCUGAGGUGGGGGUCUUGCAUCCCUGUGCUUCUGAGACAGACAAGAUCACCAAAAAUUAUCUGAACUUUUGCAUCCUCCACAGUAUUUUACUCUGCAUUGUUUCUUGGUGUGCCCUUGCUUAUUACAAUUGAAACUACACAACUGUUGCCCUGGAUCCACAGAUCCCCUAUUAUAUCCCACUUUGGCACACAAUAGA